CUCGAGCACUCUCUACCACAUAUCCUACUCCCACUACAUCCCAUCUACUACAAAAACACAACAAUGUGCACUUCAAACGCUUCCGCUGCCCUGCUCCCAAGGCGUCAAACAACCAACAAGGCGUCCAAGAAGCUCCUCUGGGCGCUAUCGGGACCCUCAUCCUCUCACACAAUAAUCGACGACAGCACCCUCCUCACUUCUGCCGAUCUCGAGCGGCCUGACUCAUGUGGUCCCAGCGAAGGCCCAGUACGCAAGCGCCGGGCGUGCAAGAACUGCUCCUGUGGGCUUGCAGAGUCCGAAGCGGAAGAGACGCCUGCCCUCAGCUCCGGAUCGAGCUCAGCUGCCGAUUCAGGAGCAGAGGAGGACGUGACGUUCACUCUUCCCAAGAAGGCAGAGAAGAAGCCGACGGAGAGGGAACGCCUAAUCGCUCUGGCAGAGUCGAUCGAGCGUGGAGAGCUCGUCACCAGCUGCGGCAACUGCGCAAUGGGUGACGCCUUCCGCUGUCCUAGCUGCCCUUACCUCGGCCUCCCCGCUUUCACCCCAGGCCAGAAAGUCGAGAUCGACUUUGGUGAUGACCUGUGAUCGUGAGCGUGGCGUGCUUCUGUGCAUAGGCCGGGGCUAGUUCCUCUCGCCUUCCUGGCAUUUUCUCUCUAUCUCUCCCCUUUUAUCGCAUGCAUGGGUCCUCUUUCGUUUGACGUUGGGCUCGGGUUAUUAUCUGCAUCUGCAUGAUCCGCUCGACGGACACUCCUGUUGUACACUCUCCGUGGCUAUAAUCAAAUCGCAU
Messenger RNA from Dacryopinax primogenitus, 784 nucleotides. RefSeq lists its product as uncharacterized. The record is from RefSeq and is a predicted model, not a curated record. The coding region runs from base 64 to 582 and encodes 172 amino acids. Gene Ontology annotation, cellular component: cytoplasm. Gene Ontology annotation, molecular function: iron-sulfur cluster binding. NCBI's taxonomy places the organism in Eukaryota, Fungi, Basidiomycota, Dacrymycetes, Dacrymycetales, Dacrymycetaceae. Gene Ontology annotation, biological process: iron-sulfur cluster assembly. The transcript has 2 exons.